CGUACUGCUGAAGAGAUAGCCAGCUGUCCAAGACUGUCACAUUUCAGAUUCCCCUGUGCUCGCACUGUCUACAGAAAACAGCUUCUAUCACUUGACUCAAUAUACUCAGCAUCUUCGUUCGCAAUAUCUUAUUGACGUGACCUCUCACUCGGUACUCCGCUUUUCGACGCGACCUACUCGCACCGCCGGCUGUCCUCAUGCACUCGCCAUUGACCGAACAUUUCAUCGUUGAUCCCCGAUUCUCACGAUUCACGCCCUCCGUUCCCUUGGGUGACCUUUUCCUGCGUAGCCGACCCACCUAACCGACACCUCAGAUCUCUCAUCUUGAGCACGAGGGUCUUGAUCACUCUUCCUACCUGAACAACCUUCAGUUGCAGGGUUAGUCGACAUUCGACUGCCCUUUUUCACGCCGCCAACAUUCCUUCUCCUCCCCGCUACCCCGACUCAUUCCUCCACCACCGAUCGCACUCGUCCCGUUCACGAGCUGAGCUUGGUAGCCAGAUUGCCGCGUUGCCAGCUCAAGAAGAAAACGAGAAACACGAGAGCUCUCGGCGACCGUCAUUGUCUUCGGCUACGGAAUCUGACGACUUCUCUCUCUGGAGUGACACAGGAGAUCUCGCAGAACAGCUUGCCAACGACGAGGAUCCGUAUCGGAUCGAGCUUGAUCCUCUUACCAGAGAAGGUCAGAGGCUCAAGGGCUCCGGUCACGGUGGAGGGCGGAAGAAGAAAGUCGGUUUCAAAAAGCAACAUCAUCUCGAGGGGAGUUCAAGUCCUCUGCGGAUAGAUAAAGAAGCUAUCUUCGUUCCGGAGCCUCCACCGAGGCAGAUAUCCAAGGCAGAAAGAUUGCUAGCGCUCAUCAUGGCACCGAACGACCCUCAAUCAGCCCGGGUCAAGGGACUCGUUGGCAAACCUCUUUUAUAUUUUACGAGUGUAUUUGUGUCUCUGGGAGUUUUCCUUUUCGGAUAUGAUCAAGGCGUUAUGUCUGGUAUUAUCACUGGUCCUUUCUUUAGAGACUAUUUCAACCAGCCAGGUCCAGCUGAAGUUGGGACUAUGGUUGCAAUCCUCGAGAUCGGGGCUCUGAUCGCAUCAUUAUGUGUUGGUAGAGUGGGAGACAUCAUUGGACGCCGCCGCACCAUCCUCUACGGCUCCAUGGUUUUCUUCGUUGGAGGCAUGCUCCAGACCUUUGCAAAUGGUAUGCCCAUGAUGAUGGUUGGGAGAUUUAUCGCCGGUCUUGGUGUCGGAGCGCUCUCCACAAUCGUUCCUGUCUAUCAGUCUGAAAUCAGUCCUCCGCACAAUCGCGGCAAGUUGGCGUGUAUAGAAUUCACGGGCAAUAUUACUGGUUACGCUGCCAGUGUUUGGGUGGACUAUUUCUGCAGUUACAUUGAGAACGACAACUCAUGGCGAACGCCUCUUCUUAUGCAAUGCGUUAUGGGAGCUCUGCUAGGUUUUGGCAGUUUGAUCAUUUGUGAAUCUCCAAGAUGGCUUCUGGACAAUGAUCAUGAUGAAGAAGGAAUUAUUGUGAUCGCUAAUCUUUAUGGGAAGGGUGACAUCCACAAUCCGAAGGCGCGACAGGAAUACCGAGAGAUCAAGAUGAAUGUGUUGAUACAACGCCAGGAAGGAGAACGGUCAUACGCUGAUAUGUUCAAACGAUACAGCAAACGCGUCUUCAUCGCCAUGUCCGCUCAGGCGUUUGCCCAACUCAACGGCAUCAAUGUCAUUUCCUACUAUGCGCCACUCGUCUUUGAAUCAGCUGGGUGGGUUGGACGAGAUGCAAUUCUCAUGACAGGCAUCAAUGCCAUCUCAUACCUAGCUUCGACUAUCCCACCUUGGUAUCUGGUGGACAGGUGGGGACGACGACCUAUUCUCCUUUCCGGAGCAGUGGCUAUGAUCAUCUCGCUAUCACUGAUCUCGUACUUUAUCUUCAUCGACAUCAAGUACACCCCUGCCCUAGUGGUCAUUUUCGUCAUGGUAUACAACGCUUCUUUCGGCGCGAGUUGGGGUCCUAUUCCGUGGCUGUACCCACCGGAAAUCUUGCCUUUGAACAUUCGAGCCAAGGGUGCUAGUUUGAGCACGGCCAGUAAUUGGGCCUUCAACUUCUUGGUGGGAGAACUCACGCCUGUACUACAAGGUGCUAUCAAAUGGCGCUUGUAUCUUGUACAUGCGUUCUUUUGCGCCGUAAGUUUUGUUCUUGUAUAUUUCGUCUAUCCCGAGACCGCAAACGUUCGUCUCGAAGACAUGAAUGCACUCUUUGGGGAUGCCACAACUGCAAUGCCCACACCAGCAUCACACGCAGAACAAGGCUCCCUAAUGGGUGUUGGGUCUCCAUCCUCGAUCGACAUCAGACAAGGAGCCAGCCAACCUGGAAUGUUUGCAGCCGGCGACGCCAUUCCCGGCCUUGAUAUCGAUCCACCCGAUGUCCAGCUAGACGGCAACGGCAAACCGCGAGGUCGAAGUGAUAGCUCCCAAGGCUUCGGCAACUGGAUUGGGAGGAUGGUAUCGAGGUCACGACAAGAUAGUAGUUCCCGGGGCCAGUACAACAAAGUUGGACAAAACGAAGAUUAAGUUGGAAUGCAUUUAUAUUGGAUCAUGACAGCGGCCUAUCUGUCAUAUAGACUUGAACGGCAGCGAGGCAGGCGUUUCUGGGGCCACAUCUGAAAAAGGAUCAGUCCCAUUGGUAUCCGCAAGGUACCAUGUUGGUGAUUGUGUUUGGAGGGCCAGUAUGGGCAUCAGGUUGAACCUGACGACAGUGGAGUUAAUGUAUAUGUACCAGGAUUUUAACCUAGCAUUUCAAGGGAUUACAGAAGGACAGGUAUUCCUGAUUCACAUCCCUCAUAGACAAUCUGGAUUAGGAAUAUCGGUCUUCGUAUGAACAAGUCACUAUGAG
Messenger RNA from Exophiala oligosperma, 2884 nucleotides. RefSeq lists its product as uncharacterized. The coding region runs from base 859 to 2562 and encodes 567 amino acids. Gene Ontology annotation, molecular function: carbohydrate:proton symporter activity. Gene Ontology annotation, biological process: carbohydrate transport; transmembrane transport. Lineage: Eukaryota; Fungi; Ascomycota; Eurotiomycetes; Chaetothyriales; Herpotrichiellaceae. The record is from RefSeq and is a predicted model, not a curated record. The transcript is spliced from 5 exons. Gene Ontology annotation, cellular component: membrane.